AUGGCUGCAAUAGGAAGUGCUUUCCUCUCUGCAACUUUAAGGCUAACACUACUCACUCUUCAACCUGUGCUAGAUGCUGCCGAGGAGAAGCAGAUUAGCACUCCUUCUGUCAAAGACUGGCUUGAUGGCUUGAAAGAUGUUGUCUAUGAUGCAGAAGAUCUGCUUAACCAAAUUAGCUAUGAUUCCCUUCGAUGCAAGAUGGAGAACACGCAACCUGCAAGCAAAACUAAUCAGGUGUGGAACUUCCUUUCUUCUCCUUUUAAAAACAUCUAUGGAGAGAUCAAUUCCCAGAUGAAAGAUAUGUGUGAAACCCUCAAACUUUUUGCUGAUAAGAAAGAUAUACUUAGUUUGCAAACUAAAACUAUCAGAGUUUCUCAUAGAACACCUUCAAAUCCUAUGUUCGAUGAAUCUGUCAUGGUUGGUAGGAAAGAUGACCUAGAGAAAGUAAUAAACAUGUUGCUAUCAGAAAGCAAUACUAAUAUGGGCAUAGUUGCAAUUGUAGGCAUGGGAGGCCUCGGAAAAACAACACUUGCACAACUUGUUUGUAAUGAUGAAAAAGUUCAAAACCACUUUGAUCUCACAGCAUGGGCUUGUGUAUCAGAGGAUUUUGAUAUCCUUAAUGUAACCAAAACUCUCCUUGAAUCUGUCACUAAAACACCAUCAGGAACCGACAAUCUUGAUUUACUUCGAGUUGACUUAAAGAAACAUUUAAAAGACAGGAGAUUUUUGAUUGUGUUGGAUGACUUAUGGAAUGACACUCGUCACGAUUGGGAAGAUCUUGUAUCGCCGUUGAUUUAUGGAAAACAUGGAAGCAGGGUGAUCAUCACAACACGCCACAAAAAAGUGGCAGAUGCUGCACGCACAUUUCCUAUUUUUGAGUUAGAUCCUCUAUCAGAAGAAGACAUUUGGUCUUUACUCUCCAAACGUGCAUUUGGAAGUGGUGACUUUUCUGAAACUCAAUGCCGAAACCUAGAACCAAUUGGCAGGAAGAUUGCAAAAAAGUGUGGUGGAUUGCCAAUAGCUGCGAAAUCACUUGGAGGACUGUUGCGUUCAAAAGUAGAUACUGAAGAGUGGAUUGAAGUUCUGAACAACGACAUAUGGAACUUAAAGGAUGAUAAUAUUCUGCCUGCAUUGCGCCUGAGUUAUCAAUACCUUUCCUCUUAA
Molecule: messenger RNA, 1164 nt
Organism: Vicia villosa (hairy vetch)
Lineage: Eukaryota; Viridiplantae; Streptophyta; Magnoliopsida; Fabales; Fabaceae
Product: putative disease resistance RPP13-like protein 1
Exons: 2
Coding region: 1-1164 (387 amino acids)
Biological process (GO): defense response to other organism
Molecular function (GO): ADP binding
Source: RefSeq, a predicted model, not a curated record